GCGUCGCUAGUUGUAGGAAAAGCCUCGUUCUGAAAAUCAGGGCAACACCUAGAGAAGACGGGAAUCUCUGUGGGAAGGGAGAAGAAUUAACCGACCCUAUUGUACGGUAGUUGUAUUAGUGUCACAGGGUCUAUCCAGUUUGCCGGAUAUGGGCAGCAUUUAAUGCUAAGCACGGAGAAAUAAUUUUUCGUUUUGUGGAAUUAGACGGACUUUAAGGAGUUGAUUUAAGGUAGCAGCAGCAUGUCGCGGGCAGUGCUGCAGCCUAGCCAGCAAAAGCUGGCUGAGAAACUGACCAUCUUGAACGACAGGGGCAUUGGGAUGCUCACUCGACUGUACAAUAUCAAAAAGCAAGGACAAGUUUGGAAGGCAUGUGGUGACCCCAAAGCAAAGCCAUCCUACCUAGUUGACAAAAACUUAGAAUCAGCAGUGAAGUUUAUUGUCAGAAAAUUCCCUGCUAUAGAAACGCGCAACAAUAAUCAACAGCUUGCACAGCUACAGAAAGAAAAAUCAGAAAUUCUGAAGAACCUUGCAUUAUAUUAUUUCACAUUUGUUGAUGUAAUGGAAUUUAGGGACCAUGUUUGUGAGCUGCUCAAUACUAUUGACGUUUGUCAAGUCUUCUUUGAUAUUACAGUCAACUUUGACUUAACCAAAAAUUACUUGGAUUUGAUCAUCACCUAUACAACACUGAUGAUAAUGCUGUCAAGAAUUGAAGAACGAAAAGCUAUCAUAGGACUAUACAACUAUGCUCAUGAAAUGUCACAUGGAACGAGUGACCGAGAAUACCCUCGACUGGGUCAGUUGAUAGUUGAUUAUGAGAACCCUUUAAAGAAGAUGAUGGAAGAAUUUGUGCCACAUAGCAAGUCCUUGUCUGAUGCACUGAUUUCUUUACACAUGGUUUAUCCACGAAGAAAUCUUUCAGCUGACCAGUGGCGGAAUGCUCAGCUGUUGAGUCUUAUAAGCGCGCCUAGCACAAUGCUGAACCCUGCACAGUCGGACACGAUGCCAUGUGAAUACCUGUCUUUGGAUGCGAUGGAAAAAUGGAUUGUGCUUGGAUUCAUUUUGUGUCAUGGGGUCCUCAAUACAGAUGCUACUGCUCUCAACUUGUGGAAACUUGCCCUCCAGGUCAGCUCUUGUCUGUCCCUCUUUAGGGACGAAGUCUUUCACAUCCAUAAAGCUGCAGAGGACCUUUUUGUCAACAUUAGAGGGUACAACAAACGUAUUAAUGACAUCAGAGAGUGUAAGGAAAGUGCUCUUUCACAUGCUGGCUCUAUGCAUAGAGAAAGACGAAAGUUUCUGCGAUCUGCACUGAAGGAGCUAGCCACUGUUCUAUCAGAUCAGCCUGGAUUACUAGGCCCCAAGGCACUUUUUGUAUUCAUGGCAUUAUCCUUUGCUCGUGAUGAAAUUAUCUGGCUGCUCCGUCAUGCAGAUAAUGUACAAAAAAAGAAUGCUGAUGACUUCAUAGAUAAGCAUGUUGCAGAAUUAAUAUUUUACAUGGAAGAACUUAGAGCACAUGUUCGAAAGUACGGACCAGUGAUGCAGAGAUAUUACGUACAGUAUCUCUCAGGCUUUGACGCAGUAGUAUUAAAUGAACUUGUACAGAAUCUUUCGGUCUGCCCAGAAGAUGAAUCAAUUAUUAUGUCAUCUUUUGUGAACACUAUGACUUCCUUAAGUGUAAAGCAAGUUGAAGAUGGAGAGGUGUUUGACUUCAGAGGAAUGAGACUGGACUGGUUUAGACUGCAGGCCUAUACUAGUGUAUCCAAGGCUUCACUGAGUCUUGCCGAUCAUAAAGAACUUGGAAAGAUGAUGAACACAAUCAUUUUCCAUACCAAAAUGGUGGACUCUCUGGUGGAGAUGCUAGUAGAAACUUCAGAUCUUUCCAUUUUCUGUUUUUAUAGUCGAGCGUUUGAGAAGAUGUUUCAGCAAUGUUUGGAGCUCCCGUCUCAGUCAAGAUACUCGAUUGCUUUUCCACUGCUGUGCACUCACUUUAUGAGCUGCACACAUGAGCUUUGCCCAGAAGAGCGGCACCACAUUGGAGAUCGUAGCCUUUCAUUGUGCAAUAUGUUCCUGGAUGAAAUGGCUAAGCAAGCACGUAACCUUAUCACAGACAUUUGCACUGAACAGUGUACCCUCAGUGACCAGUUACUGCCAAAACACUGUGCCAAAACUAUAAGCCAAGCGGUGAACAAGAAGUCAAAAAAGCAGACAGGAAAGAAGGGAGAACCAGAAAGGGAAAAGCCAGGAGUAGAGAGUAUGAGAAAGAAUCGACUUCUGGUUACGAACUUGGAUAAACUGCACACUGCCUUAUCAGAACUAUGUUUUUCUAUCAACUACGUACCUAACAUGAUGGUUUGGGAGCACACCUUUACCCCAAGGGAGUAUUUGACUUCUCAUUUGGAAAUACGCUUUACCAAGUCAAUUGUUGGAAUGACCAUGUACAAUCAAGCCACACAAGAAAUUGCUAAACCUUCUGAACUCUUGACAAGUGUAAGAUCGUAUAUGACAGUGCUUCAGUCAAUAGAAAACUAUGUGCAAAUUGACAUCACACGAGUGUUCAACAAUGUUCUUCUUCAACAAACGCAACAUUUAGAUAGCCAUGGGGAACCAACUAUAACCAGUUUGUACACAAACUGGUACUUGGAAACUUUGUUACGACAAGUCAGCAAUGGCCACAUUGCCUAUUUCCCAGCUAUGAAGGCUUUUGUAAACCUACCUACAGAAAAUGAGUUGACAUUUAAUGCAGAAGAGUACUCUGAUAUUUCAGAAAUGAGGGCACUUUCAGAGCUCUUGGGACCUUAUGGUAUGAAGUUCCUCAGUGAAAGUCUUAUGUGGCACAUCUCUUCACAGGUGGCUGAACUAAAGAAACUUGUGGUGGAGAAUGUUGAAGUGUUAACACAGAUGAGGACCAGCUUUGACAAACCUGACCAAAUGGCAUCUCUUUUUAAAAGAUUAACAUCUGUUGAUAGUGUUUUGAAGAGGAUGACUAUUAUUGGUGUCAUUCUGUCAUUCCGCUCUCUAGCACAAGAGGCACUUCGAGAUGUCUUAUCGUAUCACAUUCCUUUCCUUGUAAGUUCAGUAGAAGACUUCAAGGAUCACAUUCCAAGAGAAACAGACAUGAAGGUUGCAAUGAAUGUCUAUGAACUCUCGUCAGCUGCUGGUUUGCCCUGUGAAAUUGAUCCUGCCUUGGUUGUUGCAUUAUCUUCUCAAAAAUCAGCAGAGAACUGGGAUUCUUUGAUUGAUACGACAAAAAGGUCUACUCAGCCCAGCAGUUUAAGAAUAAAUGCAGCUGUGCCCGGGUCUUGGGCUAACUCAGAAAAUAUCAGUCCGGAAGAGGAGUAUAAAAUUGCCUGCCUUCUUAUGGUCUUUGUAGCAGUAUCCUUGCCUACCCUGGCUAGUAAUGUAAUGUCCCAGUACAGUCCAGCCAUUGAAGGACACUGCAACAACAUCCACUGUUUGGCUAAAGCUAUAAACCAGAUUGCAGCAGCCUUGUUUACUAUACAUAAGGGGAGUAUUGAAGAUCGUCUCAAAGAAUUUCUGGCUCUGGCUUCCUCCAGUUUACUUAAAAUUGGACAAGAAACUGAUAAAACUACUACAAGGAACAGGGAGUCUGUUUAUUUGUUGCUCGACAUGAUUGUGCAGGAGUCGCCAUUCUUGACCAUGGACUUGCUUGAAUCUUGUUUCCCAUAUGUUUUAUUGAGAAAUGCAUAUCAUGCAGUAUACAGACAAAGUGUUACUUCCUCUGCAUAAACAACAUUCCAAGCUACACCUAAACCCAGUGCAGUGAAGUGUUAUCCGUUUUACAUGAAAACUGGGGAACUGUUUUACUUUGUAAUGUAUUGAAUGCCAUUUUUGUCAAAUCAAAGAUAAAAAAAUUCAUAAAGCUCAGAGAUGGUUUUAUAUAGAAAUACACAACUGACUUGACUGAUAUAUGUUGCAAAUUUAUUGAAAUAGUUUCUUUAAAAGAAGGAGAUAUAUUUAAAAAGUACCAUUUUUGUUGUCUUUUUUUAUUUUGAAUUUUGCAACAGAAUUUUGCAACCUUCAAUUAUGCAGACAUUACUGCUUGUUUAUUUCCAAGAAAAUAGGAGCAAAUGUAUUUAGUGAUUAUUUUAGUUGGUGUUACGCCUUUCAUUUGUGUGUAAAUUAUUUCAUGUAGGGAAGUAAAUAAUCUGUAUCUAUUCUUAUAAAGAUUGGCUGGAUGAUUAUGUGAAUUUCUGUGAAGUAAUUGCAACAUUUCUACUACUUUAUUUUGAAACAUUUGUCGAAUUGAGUCUGUGGAUGACAAUGUAUAACAUUCAAAAAUGUUAUCAAACUGCUUGGAGUUUAACGGACACCUUUAGCAUUCUGAUAUUCUGUGAAAAGAGCAUUUGUAAAAAAAAUAUAUAUAAUAUAUAUAUAUAAUUUUUUAAACUAACUUUCAUGGUGGCCUGUUGGCGUUAACACUACCAUUGUACCCUGCUGUAUGCUAUGAUAAACAUUCGUACAUAUUUAUCAAAGUUGAUAAAUUGUUAUUCCUUAACCACUUUUUAUAUGUUUUAAAUUUUUGAAAUCCCAUUGUACCUUCCAUAACAUACAAUAAACAGUCGGUUAUAUCACA
Protopterus annectens (West African lungfish) is the source of this 4591-nucleotide messenger RNA. RefSeq names its product NCK associated protein 1 (gene NCKAP1). Gene Ontology annotation, biological process: neuron projection morphogenesis; cell projection assembly; cell morphogenesis. Lineage: Eukaryota; Metazoa; Chordata; Ceratodontiformes; Protopteridae. Gene Ontology annotation, cellular component: SCAR complex. The record is from RefSeq and is a predicted model, not a curated record.